AUGUGGGCGUUAAGGUAUAUGAGCAGGACGAGGGUCACCCAUGAAUUGUUAUUUGGGGUCCAUGUUUUGCAUAGCGAACAAUCUGGUAACCGUCUCACGUCUUUGGGGAAUGUUGUCUGUAAAUUCCGGUCAAAACACCAUAUUCCCAGCACGACGCUGGGAAUAGCAACGACAUCAUCAAAGGCAUAUCAUCCGUACAUCGCCGUCGGCUACGUUAUGGGGGCAUCUAUGGCGGCUGGCGUUGCAAGUUCUAUGACUGCUGAAACUUUUCUACUCCACUUUGGACGCGAUAAACUGGCCUGGUUGCAGGCUCUUAAAACAGCUGCAGGGAUGAGUAUGAUUUCGAUGGCCAGCAUGGAAGCAGUCCAAAAUGUAGUGGACUAUCAUUUGACUGGAGGUGUUGUCUCCUUAUCUGACCCCUAUUUUUGGGGUGCUGCUCUGGUUUCUAUGGCCGCAGGCUUUCUUGCACCGCUUCCAUAUAAUUAUAUCAGACUACGCAGAUAUGGGAAAGCGUGCCAUUAA
Histoplasma mississippiense is the source of this 522-nucleotide messenger RNA. RefSeq lists its product as hypothetical. Lineage: Eukaryota; Fungi; Ascomycota; Eurotiomycetes; Onygenales; Ajellomycetaceae. The transcript is spliced from 3 exons. The coding region runs from base 1 to 522 and encodes 173 amino acids. The record is from RefSeq and is a predicted model, not a curated record.